Molecule: messenger RNA, 471 nt
Organism: Abrus precatorius (Indian licorice)
Lineage: Eukaryota; Viridiplantae; Streptophyta; Magnoliopsida; Fabales; Fabaceae
Product: probable E3 ubiquitin-protein ligase XERICO
Exons: 1
Coding region: 1-471 (156 amino acids)
Source: RefSeq, a predicted model, not a curated record
AUGACGGCUCUCUCAGAGCUCUUGUAUCAGCUUUAUUCAAAAACUAUAGUCCUAUUAACAUAUAUCCUAAUAGAACUUAUUCUCAUCAUUCGCUACCUAAAGUCAGAUACAAAUUCAAUUUCCACCACCCAAUACCUCAAUUUCAUUGAAGAGAACAACCCCACAAUUCGUUACACCAGAAGAUUGAAGGUAGACCACUUAGAUUGCAGGGUGUGCUUAUCAGAAUUCGAGGAAGGAGAAAAUGUGAGGAACUUGAAUUGCAAACACACAUUUCAUAAGGAUUGUUUGGACCAGUGGUUGAAGCAAUACUGUGCUACCUGUCCACUUUGCAGGAACAAAGUGUUACCAGAUCAUGUUGUGGAAAAGUACCAUCUUCUUCAAAACCAGCUUGAAUAUGAUGCCAAUGAUGACCAGCUUAUCUUUUUGUUGUCUGCAUUAAGGGGUGGUAGUACUUUGCACAGAUAUCUCUGA